AUGAUGAGCCAAGAGGUGCUCCAGGUGGUGCACGAAAAAGAGCCCCACCGCUGGUCGGAGGAGGCGACGAUCACUCUGCGCCAGCACGAAGGGGGCGGAGUCGAAUGGCCGAGCAUCGACGAAGACCUGCCGACGCUGCUCGAGAAGAAGGGCAGGCGCAAGUCGUGGCACGCGGUGCGGUUCGAGCGCAAGCGCCGCAAGGGCGUGGUAGAGGGGGCGUCGCCCGAGGGGUCGCCCGGUGGGACGGGCAGGCAGAAGAGGCCGUCGUGGUGGAACCUGUUCGUCAAUCAGCCGUGGCCAAGGUAUGCGGGGCGGGGCAUAAGUGGGCGGGGUUUGUUGGUGGGCGGGAUGUGGGUGGGGCAUGAGGGGGCGGGUUUGUGGGGGCGCGUCGGGGUUUGA
This is a messenger RNA of Phaedon cochleariae (mustard beetle), 399 nucleotides long. The record is from the annotation of a GenBank genome assembly. Lineage: Eukaryota; Metazoa; Arthropoda; Insecta; Coleoptera; Chrysomelidae.